Messenger RNA from Aspergillus ibericus CBS 121593, 928 nucleotides. RefSeq names its product class II fructose-bisphosphate aldolase. Gene Ontology annotation, molecular function: zinc ion binding; aldehyde-lyase activity. Lineage: Eukaryota; Fungi; Ascomycota; Eurotiomycetes; Eurotiales; Aspergillaceae. Gene Ontology annotation, biological process: carbohydrate metabolic process. The annotation marks the transcript as partial. The record is from RefSeq and is a predicted model, not a curated record. The transcript is spliced from 2 exons.
CAAUGUCCUGGAAAGACACCAACUGCCACAAGCGCAUCCUGCGCGACGCCGAAGCCGGGGGCUACGGUGUCAUCGCCGCCAUCGCAUACAACAUUGAACAAGUACUUGGCCUGGUUCGAGCCGCAGAAACUGCCCGCUCGCCCCUCAUUAUUCAAUUCUUUCCAUGGGCGAUUGAGGCCACUGACGGCUUGCUCGUACGGACCGCCGCAGACGCUGCUCGACGGGCGACAGUCCCUAUCAGCAUCCAUCUCGACCAUGCGCAGUCGGAAGAUAUCAUCAAACGGGCGGCAGAUCUGCCAUUCGAUAGUAUCAUGGUUGAUAUGUCGCAUUACGAGAAAGAAGUCAACUUGAAGAAAACUCGCGAGCUGGUGCGAUACUGCAACGACCGUCAGAAAGCCACCGAGGCGGAGCCUGGUCGGAUUGAGGGGGGCGAAGACGGCGUUAUGGACACGGCUGGGCUCGAAGCGUGCAUGACCACCGCCGAGGAGGUGGAUGAGUUUGUGGACACGGGAGUCGAUGUUCUUGCCCCGGCUUUUGGAAAUGUUCAUGGCGAAUAUGGGUCGCGCGGGCCACAGCUGGAUUUUGAGCGGUUCGAGAAGAUUCGCAAGCAGUCAAACGGUCGAGUAAACUUGGCGCUUCAUGGGACCAAUGGAUUUGCUCCCGAGCUUAUGAAGCGCUGCGUGGCUGCUGGAGUGAGCAAGAUCAACGUGAACCGGCUGGUGUUGGAUGAUUACUACGACCACCUUCGAGCCAACGUGGGCAAGAUGCCACACACUCAGUUGAUCGAGGAGGGUAUCCAGAAAGUGGCGGAACUGACUGCCAAGUGGAUGGAAAUUUGCGGAUCUGCAGGAAAGGCAUAAAGGAAUUGCAGUUAGAUAGGAUAGAUAAAUUGGCAUGUGAAUGGUUGCAUUCCUGCCAGAGCUCUGGC